Molecule: messenger RNA, 1995 nt
Organism: Solanum verrucosum
Lineage: Eukaryota; Viridiplantae; Streptophyta; Magnoliopsida; Solanales; Solanaceae
Exons: 4
Coding region: 76-1668 (530 amino acids)
Biological process (GO): nucleosome assembly; chromosome condensation; negative regulation of DNA recombination
Cellular component (GO): nucleolus; nucleus; nucleosome
Molecular function (GO): double-stranded DNA binding; nucleosomal DNA binding
Source: RefSeq, a predicted model, not a curated record
UUUCUUCUCUGAAAUUCACCAUUUCUGUAUUCUUCAUAAAGCUUUUUUAUUAAAUUUAUAUAUAUACAUGCCCUUAUGGACCCAUCCAUGGAUCUACCGAUGGAUAUAGAACAACCGACGUUUAACCCUCCACAACUCAUUAACCAUGACCUCCCUCCCCCUCCCCCUCCCCUUCCCCAAGAACCUACCCUCGCCCCUGAUUUCUCGUCUCCCCAACCUGAUUAUGCUGAGUUGAUAACGGGGGCCAUAACGGCGUUAAAUGAGAAAGAAGGGUCAAGCAGGGUAGCUAUAGCCAAGUACAUAGACCGAGUCCACUCGAAUCUACCACCCAAUCACUCCGCUUUGUUGACUCAUCAUCUCAAGCGCUUGAAGAAUUCUGGAUAUCUUGCUAUGGUUAAACACUCCUACCUGCUUGCUGCACCUGGAUCUGCUCCGCCUCCGCCGGCCGUUGAUUCCAACGGGGGUGAUGUUAAUCCUCUUACUAAGCGUAAACCUGGUCGUCCUCCUAAGUCGAAGCCUGAGGCCCAACCACAAGCCCAGUAUCAAGACCCAUUUCAAGGUGCUCAGAUUCAGGCCCAACAGCAGCACCAAGCCCAGUUCCAGCCACAAUUUCAAACCCAGCCUCAGUUCGUUCCUCAGACACAAUUCCAACAGUUUCAGGCUGAUCCGUUACUCCAAAAUCAGUUCCAUUUUCAGUCCCAGCAACAGCCACAGGGAUUUACUGCUCCUCAUGAAGCUCAGAAUUAUACGAAUCUUGGGGCUGAGUCUGUGUUUGUUUCUCUUGGGUUAGCUGAUGGGCCUGUUGGGGUUCAGAAUCCAGGUGGUUCUGUUCCUCUUCCUGCUGGAACUCCGGUACCGGCGCUUGAAGGAAGUAACACCAAGAGACGCGCUGGUCGUCCUCGGAAGGAUGGUUCCACUGUAGUCAAGUCAUUGGAAACCAAGUCACCCGAACAGAGUGGUACGAAGAGGCGACCUGGUCGUCCUGCUAAGACUGGGACAGUCAAUGCUGCUCCUGGAUCAGCUGUCGCUUCCUCCAAGCCUAGAGGGCGGCCAAAGAAAGGUUCUACUCCUGGACGAAGAGGCCGACCUAGGAAGAAUGUGGCUGCUAAUGUUGGUGCCAAUGCGGCCAACAUUCCUGCUGGUAAUCCCAAUAUUCCUGUUGGUGGUGACCCUACUGCUCAAACACCAACCCCUAAACGACGGGGAAGGCCAGCAAAGUCUAACAAUCAAGGUGGACCUGCUGCUGCAUCUGUCGGUGUCACUGAUGUGCCUAUUGCUGCUGCUUUUGAUUCCGAGGGUUUUCCUAACACUGUUGGUGGUGUCACAAAUGGGGCUACGCCCCUUGGAAAGCGACGUGGACGUCCUCCAAAAUCAUACAGCAGUCCGGCCGUUGCUUCUACUGUUAAGAGAGCCAGGAAACUUUCAGGGAGACCUCUGGGUCGACCUAAAAAGAAUGUGACAUCCCCUGCAGUUUCGGACCCCAAGUUGGUGGUGGCUUAUGAAGAUCUAAAGGGAAAACUUGAAAAUAUGCAAUCAAGAAUCAGGGAGGCAGCAAAUGCGCUGAGGCCAUGCUUAAAUGCUGAAACACCAGCAACUGCUCUGGCAGCAUUUCAAGAGUUGGAAGAGUUAGCAGGACCGGCCGGGGUAGAUCCUAUGCACCAAAAUUGAUAAAGAGGGAUGCUGUAGAGAUGAAGGCCGUGCUUAAACUCAGAGUGUAACAUUAUUCAGGGCUGGCAACCGUUAAAAUCAAGGAAGUUUCAGGACAGAGUUAGUUGUUGGUGACAGGAUGAAGAUGCGCGCUUAGACAGUGUAGCUACCUCUAAGGAAUGUAUUUGUUACUGUCAAUUUGUUAGGUUAAUCAGGAUUUGAUAUUCCGUUGCACAGUAUGCAUUAUGUUGUAGUUCUAACUAUUUGUAGUUGAUUUCGUCAUUUGAUAAGUACCUUAUCUGCUAAUUUUGUUAAUGACAUUCAAGGGAGACUAAGUCAUGCUCUUGG